Messenger RNA from Austrofundulus limnaeus, 523 nucleotides. Its product is annotated as RISC-loading complex subunit tarbp2. Gene Ontology annotation, cellular component: nucleus; RISC complex; cytoplasm. Lineage: Eukaryota; Metazoa; Chordata; Actinopteri; Cyprinodontiformes; Rivulidae. Gene Ontology annotation, molecular function: double-stranded RNA binding; siRNA binding. The record is from RefSeq and is a predicted model, not a curated record. Gene Ontology annotation, biological process: regulation of regulatory ncRNA processing; siRNA processing.
AGGAGCGUAGUCUCAGCGGCCUGUGUCAGUGUCUGGUUGAACUGUCCACACAGCCAAUCACAGUGUGCCAUGGCUUUGCUCCAAACACAGACGCCGCUCGAGCCAACGCAGCCCACAAUGCAUUGCAGUACCUUAAAAUCAUGGCAGGAGGGAAAUGAGAGGCCACACUGAUUUCCUUUCCAAAGACUCUUAAUUUGCCACCACACAAUGCCAUCAUACAUUUCCCUUUUUGGACAAUGAAAACUGUUUUUGUAGUAAAUUAGGAAAGAAGAAAAAGAAGAAAACUUCAGAUUGGAGAACAGAGACUUUUCCUGCUAUGAAAUUAAGCUCCAAAUUUAAUUGUUCUUUUAACGUAUGAAAGGUGCCAGUGAAGAUUUAGAUGCUCAAAUGUCAAACUCACUCCAUUGAAAUUGUGCAUUUGACACAAAUAGUUUAAAUACAAUUUCACAUUUGUUUUUUUACAUUUAUCUUUUAUGUAAUCCACUGUUCUAAAUAUAAAAGAUAAAAUAUGUAUCUGAAGUGA